Molecule: messenger RNA, 4735 nt
Organism: Talpa occidentalis (Iberian mole)
Lineage: Eukaryota; Metazoa; Chordata; Mammalia; Eulipotyphla; Talpidae
Gene: SELENOH
Product: selenoprotein H
Cellular component (GO): Golgi apparatus
Source: RefSeq, a predicted model, not a curated record
GCCAUGGCGCCCCGCGGGAGGAAGCGGAAGGCCGAGGCGGCGGGGGGCGCGGCGGCGGAGAAGCGCGAGAAGCCGGCGGCCGGCCCGGAGGGCGAGGCGGCCGUGGUCAUCGAGCACUGCACCAGCUGACGCGUGUUCGGGCGCCAGGCCGCCGCCCUGAGCCAGGCGCUGCGCCGCGAGGCCCCCGCGCUGCCCGUGACGGUGAACCCGGCGCCCCGCCGGGGCAGCUUCGAGGUGACGCUGCUGCGCCCGGACGGCAGCCGCGCGGAGCUCUGGACCGGGAUUAAGAAGGGGCCGCCGCGCAAGCUCAAGUUCCCGGAGCCGCAGGCGGUGCUGGAGCAGCUCCGGAAGCACCUGCCGUAGGGCGGGCGGAGGACCGCGCGGAGCCUUCCUCCUGGUGAUGUUGGAGCAUUCAUGAUGGGACAUGACCAAACUUCAGUCAUGUGCCUGAAGCAUAGCUUCUCCUCCAGAAAUGAAGGUUCAGUUCUGUGGCAACCCUCCAGCGAGGCAUUGGAAAGUUCUUAGAUUUGGUUUGUUUAAUAAAACUUAAAGUGUUUGAUAUAAAAUAUUUGAGCAAUAAAGUAAAACUUAAUCUGCAUGUAAGCGAUGGACAAAGCCAGCCUUCUGGGAUUAGUCGCCUUUCAGUUACCUGGAACCCCUAAAGUCUCUGGUAAAGGAUGUGAAAUAAGUAUGGGGGAAAAAAGUAAAUAAUUUAUUUUUAUAAAAGCAACUACUUUUUUCAACUCACUUCUUGGAAGUGAUGAAGAUGGAGGCUCUGGCUGGACUUUCCAUACUCUGCAGUGAACAAGCUCCACACAUUAGCUACUGGGUAAAAUCCUGUUAGUCCCUUGCCACUUAAUGUUCUGUCCCAACACUGUUUCACACCUUGUUCUGGAGGGUACACGGGACCCCCCCACCACAGAGGGUGAUUUACCAACUUUUCCCAAAUUAGCAGUGACUAGGUAACUCAUAACCUGGGAGACCUGGCCUUGGCCUUCUGGAGUUGGGGGACCACAAUUUAUUGUCUCACUUGUCACUAACUGGAAAAUAGAUUACAGAGAAAUAAGGUGGUUCAAGUUCAUAAUUUUCUACCCAUGGUACUACUUCUGCCUGGCUUCCAAAAUCUGGGGAGGGGAGGCCUAGAGAGCCAGGGGUACAUCUGACUCUUGGGCAGAGAGAAUAGGGCCAGUGCUAGCCUCUCUGUGAACACAUUUUGCUAGCUGACAUCUCCCAUCUCCCAGUGCUCCUAACCUUCCCUCCCCACUUGGCUACGUUAGUAUAUCUAUCUCUGUUUCUGACUCCGAGGAAGGGUCAGGCCAUACGGAGGGAAUGUUGGCGGGCACCAGCUUCCCGUCUGAUGUCCAGUCUACCACGUCAAUCUCUUCCUCCUCGGGGCUGGCAGGAAGUGGGCUCAAGUCAGAGUUGUCAAAUACCUCCUUGGCUGCCUCUGGAGCAGGGUAUAAUACCUCAUCCAUACUUAGGGGCACUUCCAGCCCAGACUCCCCCCAGUUUGAAGAGGGAGGUGAGAGCUCCCCAUAGGCCCUCUGGGGUGGGUCAAGGGAGUCAAUGUGGAGAAGUUGGUUCCUUUGCCCAUGCAGUGGCUGGCAACUGGUCACUUCCAGGUCUGGAGUCCAAGAGCCUCCCACUGAAAGCACCUCCCCUUCACUCAUCUCUGAGGGGAUGGCAAGGGGGCUAAGGGACUCAAUUGGCUCUUUGUUCUCAGAGGGCAGGACAAGGGGGCUAAAGGGCUCAAUUGACUCUUUGUUCUCACCAACAGGUUCCUUUUCCAAUCCUGUGAGCUCCCUGGGCCAGAGUUCCAUGUCUGGUAAACACCAUUCUUCCCCCUCAAUCCAGUUCUUUCCAGUUUCUGUCAGGUGGUAAUUAGGGGUCCUGCAGCUCUCAGCCCUGGGACUCUCCAGAGCCCCUAACGGCGGCUCAAUAUCUGAGCCACAAAGCAUGAAGUCCAGGAUCUCCUCCAGCUCGCUGGCGGCAGCAGCACUGGUGAUUCUGUACUCCUCAGCUUCACAGGGCGGCCCGAGCAGGGUCGUGUCAAACGCAUAGGGUUCUCUGCAGUCAAUAUCCAAUCCAGGCUCCUUCCCCACCAGCUCUGGACUGGCCCCAAACUCACACUUCACUGUGGGCUGGUCUGGGGAGUGGCGAGCAGACAGCAAAAUGUCUUGUAGCCUAGAGCACACCGGUGAGUCCUGACGCGGGUCUAGUCUAGCCGAUGACAUUUCUUGCUCAUUAACAGAGUGUGGCCGAGUCCCCGGAGGCUCUUCCAGGUCUCCAGGUCCUGGGAUCUGAGGGCUCUCUUGGGAGUGUUUGAGGGGAGGCUCUUGCACCACCUCCCAGCAGGUUCCGUUGACGAUCUUCCUCAGCUUCACUCUCCCUACCUGCCCCUCCUCUGCAGCAUCUGAGUUAGGUGUUCUGACUUCAGGGCUUCGCUUCUUGCUCCCACCUGUCUUCUCAAGACCAGAAGGGCUGCCUGGAGUGCUCUGUAGAGCACUCUCCCUCCCUGGUUUCUGCUUGGCCUCUGGUGCAUCUCUGUUUACACUCUUCUGCCGCCAAAGACGUCGGCCAGGAGCUGCAGAUACUGAGCUGGGGCCGCUCACAAUGCUGGAAGGCUUGGAUGUACAGAUGUCAGGAGACGGCUUGGAGCGACUCAGCCUGAUCUUUCUGGGCAAGAGUCGCUCAUCCACGGAGGGGCGGUACAAGCCGGGUGGGGAAAGUGCUGGAGGACCAAGGGCAGGGCCACUCUUGUUCUCUUUAGGUCCCUGGCUGUGGCUUGGUGAAGCGCUUUUUUCUUGCAGAGCUGGGCAGGCUCUGGCCUUCUUCUUGAGCAGAAGAGCGCCAGACAAGGUCUCUGUGUUCUGUCGGUUGCUCUUCUCCUGGGGUCCCUCCUCUUUCCCCGAGGACUUCACUCUCAUUGCCCCAAGAGGACAGGGAGUCUGGGUAAUGGGCAGUGGAGUUCGAGGGUGGCAGCUGGAUGCUACCACCCUGGCAGAGAUUGGUGCAGGAGUUGGAGGUUGUAAGCAUUCCCGGUUCAGUCUUCGACCUUGAGGAGCCUUCACUAACUUCCCACCUUCUAGCUGAAGGGAUUCUAGUUCAGAUACGCGGAGCUGACGGGCAGCAGAAAGCACAUCCUGAGCUUCUUCUCGAGAAACUUCCAUCUCUGAGGUAUAUAGAAAAUCUACCAGUUUUCUAAGUGUCCUGAUCUUCAGGCCCCCCAGUUCCAGUACCACUUUCCGACCCUGAGCUGGCUUCUCCCGCUCCAGGCGCUCUGUGAAGAAGGGGCUACAGGCAGACAGGAUGCAGCAAUGGGCUGGGACUGCUUCACCUGGAGGGAAACCCAAACACUGUUACCUCAUGGAGACUGGCAUGUUUAUGGGCUAAUGCCCAUGUUAUUAUCCAAUUAAUGCAUGUUAUUACCCAAAUGAGUUGCCCCCUCUAUAUCCCACUGUGGAAACUCAAGGUGGAGAAAUUUACUCCUCUCUCUACCCAGAAACUUCUGCCAUUACUUGGCUAACUCAUCCUUUUGAUCCUUUAAAAUGCAGUUUAGACAUCACUUCUUUCAGAAAGCCUUCUACCCACCCCAAGUCUGGGUUAGGUGCUUCUGGGUACAGAGAACAGCUAUCAUAGCAGUUAGUUAUCUGUAGUGUAACUGUCCGUAUCUCCUCCACUAAACUGUAAGCUCUGUGAGGACAGGAUCCUAUCAUAUUCUUUUAACUACACCCACGACUAAACAGAAAGCAGAGGCUCAUAUACUUGCUGAAUCUUUUUUUUUUUUUUAACUUUAAAGAUUAAAAGAUUCCAUAGAAGCAGCUUGUGGUCUACUAUAAGGAGCUUUUGAAUGAAUUUUGAUGUGGGCGAUCAGGGCUCAAUUCUCUUCUGAGCUCUAGGCACUGCCUAUUAGGCAAUGGUCUGUCCUGAGCCACCUUUUAUUUAUGAACACAUCCCAGGCACUCUCAUGGCUUCAAUUACAAAGCCAACCAAUCCUACCUCUGCCCAGAAAUCUUUCCUGAGAUACUAAACAUGCCAGUCAUAUUUCUUGUUACGUGUCUAUAUGGAUGUACUAAAAGUACCUCCAGUGCAACCUUUCUAGAAAAUGAACUCAUUCCCUACUCCUAAAUGCCCAUCUGUUUCUUACUUCAAAAUAAAGUAUCACAUUCACCCAGCUGCCCUAAAAACUAAAAAUUAUCUUCUUUCUUACCCACUAUAAUUAAGCGUUAAUCUUUAAAAAACUAGUAUUUAAUUACUUAUUAUGUGUGAAGUCUUGUUCUAAGUUUUACCAGUGUUAAUUCAUUUAAUCUUCCCUGCAGCACUGUGACAGCUAUUGUUAUUAUAGAUGAGUAAACUGGCAGAGUUAAAUAACAUGUCCACAUUUACAUACUAGUAAGUAGCAGGGACACGACUGGAACCCGGGAAGUCUGGUUACGGAAUCUAUGCUCUUAACUACAGCAAGUUUUACACAUUUUCUUAACAGAUCACAAGCCAUACAUUUCUGUUUUCAAUGCCUUAGUUCGGGUUGUCAUUCCUGCUGUGGACUCAAAACAGCCUAUCUGGCUUCAGCAGCAAUCCAAUAAUUCUCAUGCAGCCUGGAGUGCUAUUUCUAAGUAGGUAUCUGAUUAUGACCACCCUUUUAAAAACCUUUAAAUAUAUCUCCCAGUGUUCUGUGGACAAGACCUACUUCCUUUGCAUAAUAUUGCAGACUUUAAUGACUGCUGCUAAUUUAGUC